UUAUUUUUCCCCCAUCCUAAACGACGUCGCUGCAACUCUCCUUCUUCCCUGCAAAUUACUCUUUUCAGACUAAACUAUAAUCAUUAGUCAGUGCUUGAAGAGAGAGAAAAAAUGGCGAGAGCGAUUCGCAACAAGUCCGAGUUAACUCAGUUCGUAACUCGGUUCAAUAAUAUUCUUGGGUUAAAUUCGCGCAAUUAUAGUAGGAGAUGGUUGGAAACCCUAGCAUUUGAAGAAGUAAGAGUUUCUAAUGUAAUCGAAAAGCCGUAUAAUUCUACUGCAUUUGUUAUUCAUGGACUUUUAGGUUCCGGAAGAAAUUGGCGAUCCUUCGCUCGCAAUCUUUCUUCUUAUCUCUCCUCUAAUUCUUCUUCUGAAUGGAGGAUGGUGCUUGUUGAUUUGAGGAACCAUGGAAACUCAGCUGGUGUUCAAGGUCUUCGUCCGCCACAUGACCUGGAUAAUGCUGCGGCCGAUUUGGCGACAUUGGUGAAAUCUCAAGGUUGGGAUUGGCCUGAUGUUGUUAUAGGGCAUUCCUUGGGUGGUAAGGUUGCAUUACAAUUUGCUCAGAGUUGUGCUAGUGGAGAUUAUGGUGAUUCCAUAACGUUGCCGAAACAGCUAUGGGUAUUGGACUCUGUUCCUGGAGUUGUGAGUCCUGAAGACAGUAGUGGAGAAGUGGAACGAGUUUUAGAGACCUUGCAGAGUCUUCCAUCACAAAUUCCUUCCCGAAAGUGGCUUGUGGAACACUUGAUGAAGCUGGGGUUUUCAAAGUCAUUGUCCGAAUGGCUAGGCACUAACCUGAAGAAAUCUAAUGACCAUGAGACAUGGACCUUCAACCUCAAAGGUGCUUUUCAGAUGUUCAAUUCUUACAGGGAGAAGGAUUAUUGGCCUCUUCUAGAGCGCCCUCCGCAAGGAAUGGAGAUAUCCAUAGUUCAAGCAGAGAACAGUGAUCGAUGGGAUCCACAUGUGAUCCAGAGACUUGAAGCGCUUGCCAAGAAGGAAAGAGAUGGAUCUGAGGGGAUCAUAUCUCAUCAUGUUCUCCCUAAAGCAGGGCAUUGGGUUCAUGUAGACAAUCCCAAAGGACUCUUGGAGAUUGUUGCCCCCAGGAUUGGUUCGUUGGGUUAGUGAAGGCGGUUUGGAGGAGAAAAAGUUUUUGGUGUCUUCCAGAACAAUGGAUUCUUAGAGAUUCGGAUUAGAACCAUUGUUGAAUGCUAGCCUUCUAUUAUAGGCUGCAAAGGUGUGUAUGAAACCACAUAACAACAAAACGAAAUUCUAAGGCAUUCAACGUUAUGGAAGAAGCCUAUUGUGUAUUGUUGAUUUGUUAACAAAAUCCAAUAACCCAAGUGAUUCUGGCUUCUGUUGCGUAGUACGCUGUAAACUUGAUUGGAUGAGAAAACUGUUUAAUGAAAGAAACAUGAUACAAGCAAACUAUGUCGAAAUAUUUUUCUUGAAUCAGUAUACUUUGUUAAUAAGGUCUGUGAUUACUUCCUAUAAAGAUUUGAUUUAACAGUACUAUUUGUGAA
Messenger RNA from Beta vulgaris subsp. vulgaris (sugar beet), 1514 nucleotides. RefSeq lists its product as uncharacterized. The transcript has 5 exons. Lineage: Eukaryota; Viridiplantae; Streptophyta; Magnoliopsida; Caryophyllales; Amaranthaceae. Bases 112 to 1116 code for a protein of 334 amino acids. The record is from RefSeq and is a predicted model, not a curated record.